Elaeis guineensis (African oil palm) is the source of this 1068-nucleotide messenger RNA. Its product is annotated as germin-like protein 5-1. Lineage: Eukaryota; Viridiplantae; Streptophyta; Magnoliopsida; Arecales; Arecaceae. The record is from RefSeq and is a predicted model, not a curated record. Gene Ontology annotation, molecular function: manganese ion binding.
UUCACAGGGCUAUAUCCAUGCGCAGAUUCUCGCGUCACACCUUCCACUCGGAAUCGAACGCAAUCCCCCUAUAAAUACGAGUCCUCUACCCCCUUUUCCCUCAACUCCUACCGCGCUACAAAAAGUCAAAUCCCCCUUCCAAGCUAAUAAUAAGCAAGAGAGCAAAUUAAAUGAUGUCGACCAAGUCCUCCCUCCUCGCUCUCCUCGCCCUUCUCUUUCUCGUUGCCUCCUCUCUCGCCGCUGAUCCCGACAUGCUCCAAGAUCUUUGCGUUGCCGAUCUGAACUCCACUGUGAAGGUGAACGGAUUUGCAUGCAAAGCCAACGUGAGCGAGGGCGACUUCUUCUUCAAGGGACUGGCCACCCCGGGGGCCACCAACAAUACUCUGGGAUCCCUGGUGACGGGGGCCAACGUGGAGAAAAUCCCGGGGCUCAACACCCUGGGCGUCUCCAUGGCCCGCAUCGACUACGCCCCCGGCGGGCUCAACCCUCCCCACACCCACCCCCGCGCCACCGAGAUAAUCUUCGUCCUCUACGGCACCCUCGACGUCGGCUUCAUCACCACCGCCAACAAGCUCAUCACCAAGAACAUCACCAUGGGCGAGGUCUUCGUCUUCCCCCGGGGGCUCGUACACUUCCAGAAGAACAACGGCCAUGUCCCAGCCGCCGUCAUCGCCGCCUUCAACAGCCAGCUCCCAGGGGUCCAAGCCAUUGCCGCCACCCUCUUCACUGCCUCUCCGCCGGUGCCCGAUGUUGUGCUUGCCCAGGCUUUCCAGAUCAGCACCGAGGAGGUGGAGAAGAUCAAGGCUGGCCUAGCUCCAAAAAAUUGAUAUUAAACAUAUAUUAGACAUGAGCUUAUGGAUACAUGAGCUUAUGGAUUUCCCAUUUGGUUUGUCGUGACAAGUUUCAGACUUCAAACUUCCGAAUUGUUGUGUUCCUAACUCAUGAUUUAUCAUUUCUUUGGUGUCGUUCUGUAACGUUGCUUUCUUUGGUGUUGUUCUGUAAUGUUGCCUUGUUUCAGAGAGGAUGACGGAAUAAUAAUUAAAAUAAUAGGUCUCUCUCUCUCUCUCU